AUGAUGUUAGUUAAAUAAAAGAAUUUCAGAUUCUCUCUCUCUAUUCUCUCUCUCACACACAAACUCUAUCUAUCUGUGUAUGCAAAUGAUACUCUCUUUCUGUGGUUGCUUUUUUUGCCCCCUUUUUUCUGCUUACUUUGCAAGAGAAGGGAAAGGCAAGCAAGAAGGAUGUGCUUGAACAAAAGCUUUUAACCAAAAAAAUCUCAACUUUUUUUUCAAAUAUUGAAGUGAUUUUUCUGGGGUUGUAAGAGAGAGAGAAAAAACAGAAGAAAAGACAGAAAGCUCAACGUCAGAGUUAGCCGUAAGGUUCUUGGGUUUGUGGUUUUGGACUGGUUGAGAGUACAUAUACUCAGAAUCUCUUCUCAUCCACACUUAUCUCUCUCUCUCUCUCUCUCUCUCUCUCUCUCUCUCUCUAUCUCUGAGAUAACAAGAUUAUACUCUUAAACAACAGGGUUUAUAGUUUUGUUCACAUUUGUGUGUGGAUUAUAUAUAUAUUUUCCUUGGUAAUGUUAUCAUAAUACGAAGCAUGGUUUUCAAAACCAUGAAGGAGAAAAAUACGGAUUGCGGCUACACCACCAUCUGCUUCACCUCACAACUUGUUUCUUCUGCUCUUUCAUAAAAACAAAACUUUGUCUCUUGGCUCAGUGCCAAACUAGUAACAAGUUUUCUAACAGUGCUUAUAUAGAGAGACCACUGUCUCUCAACUUUCUUCCUCUUUUUGUUUAGUUCUUUGCUAGAGACUCAUAUACUAGUUCUUUGCUUUUUCAUAUUUCUUGUGUUUUCUUCCUUCUCUUUCCUUUCCAGUCUAAGCUGUGUGGACUGUGGUCUAGCUUUUUCUUUUUUCUUCCUUUUCUAUUUCGGGUAAGAUUUGUCCUUAGAUCCCAGAAAGCUUCGCAGCAUUUGAAAAAUCAAGAUCUAUGGCCUAUAGCUCAGCCUUAUAGGUUGCUAAAACUUGCAAGUAUAUAUGGAGAUGAAGGGUUUUGUGUUCAACCAACAUCAGCAGCAGCCAGUAGUGGAGGAGAACAUGUCAAAUUUGACUUCUGCAUCUGGUGAAGCCAGUGCUUCCUCAGGCAACAGAACUGAAAUUGGAACCAGUUACCCUCAACAAUACUUGGCUCCACCACCAUCUCAGACUCAGCCACCAAAGAAAAAGAGAAACCUCCCUGGUAACCCAGACCCUGAUGCUGAAGUUAUAGCCUUGUCCCCCAAGAGUCUUCUGGCCACAAAUAGGUUCAUUUGUGAGAUCUGCAACAAAGGAUUUCAAAGAGACCAGAACCUGCAACUUCACAGAAGAGGGCACAAUUUGCCGUGGAAGCUGAAGCAGAGAACAAGCAAAGAGGUGAGGAAGAAGGUGUAUGUGUGUCCAGAGGCAAAUUGUGUGCAUCAUGACCCGUCAAGGGCUCUUGGGGACCUGACUGGGAUCAAGAAGCACUUCUGCAGAAAGCACGGUGAGAAGAAGUGGAAAUGUGACAAGUGCUCCAAGAAAUAUGCAGUUCAAUCAGAUUGGAAAGCCCAUUCCAAGACCUGUGGCACAAGGGAGUACAGAUGUGACUGUGGAACCCUCUUCUCAAGGAGGGACAGUUUCAUAACCCACAGAGCUUUCUGUGAUGCAUUAGCAGAAGAGAGUGCAAGAGCAAUCACUGGCACAGGCAACAACCAACUUCUUCCCCCACAACAGCCUUCUUCCUCUCAUCAGCACCACCACCACAACAUGACCCUUCAAACCCAAUUCAACCCUCAAAAUCUCCAUGCUUUCUCAUUGAAAAAAGAGCAGCAAAGUUUCAAUCUUAGGCCAGAAAUGCCCCCUUGGCUGGGCCCACCAACAACAGUUGAUAAUCUCUCCUCGUCCCCAUCCAUAAUGUUCUCUCCCUCUCCACACCAAGAAAACCCUAACCCUAGUCUUGGUCCCACUCUUGCUGCCUACCAAACAGUCCCUAACCCUUCCCCACACAUGUCAGCCACAGCAUUGCUGCAGAAAGCAGCUCAGAUGGGUGCAACCAUGAGCAGAAGUGGUUCCUCACCAGCCAUGGCAAGGGCCCACCAUCAGGUUCACAUGACUUCUUCAGCAGAUUCUGCCACUGCUCACUUUGGCUUGAACUUGUCCUCACGUGAUCAAGACAACACCACCACCACUUCAACAGCACCAACCACUGUUACGACUAACACUCCUACAGUGUUUAGCCAUGGCUUGUUAUCAUCAUCAUCAUCAUCACCUUUGGGGAAUAAAGCUGCUGCUGUGUCUUCUGCUCCAUCCCUUCUCCAUGAUGUUAUACGCUCUUUCUCUUCUCCCUCUGCCUUCCAAGGAACCCCUUUUGAGGAUGCAUUUGGUGGCAUUCAGAGUUCAAAAAAACUAGAUGACGAUAGCUUGUAUCUGCAUGAUACCUUCUCAAAAGCAAGUGGUGCAGCAGGAAAUGAAGGGUUGACCAGAGAUUUCUUGGGUCUCAGGCCACUCUCUCAUAAUGAUAUUCUCACCAUUGCUGGCAUUGGAAACUGCAUUCAUGAUCAGCAAAACCAAUCUCAAAAGCCAUGGCAAGGUUAGCUAGCUACAUGUGGAUUUUCUUCCUCCUUUCAACAUCUAUAUAAAUAAUUUUCUCCUUUUUAAUCACUUUCACUUUUGUUUAAGAUAUUUUCGAUCUUCCCAAAGGGAAUGAACUUGUUUUCAUUUCUUAUCUAUUGUUUUCUAUUCGCAAUAUUGCGUUCAUUAUUUGCAUA
Messenger RNA from Vigna umbellata (rice bean), 2712 nucleotides. Its product is annotated as protein indeterminate-domain 7-like. Gene Ontology annotation, molecular function: DNA-binding transcription factor activity. The record is from RefSeq and is a predicted model, not a curated record. Gene Ontology annotation, cellular component: nucleus. Lineage: Eukaryota; Viridiplantae; Streptophyta; Magnoliopsida; Fabales; Fabaceae.